Molecule: messenger RNA, 381 nt
Organism: Linum tenue
Lineage: Eukaryota; Viridiplantae; Streptophyta; Magnoliopsida; Malpighiales; Linaceae
Source: the annotation of a GenBank genome assembly
GGAUCAACAGCAGGUGGGGGAAUUGUUUAGAUAGCUAGAGAGGCAAAAGGCAAAGCCAUGGCGGUUAUUGUUUCAUCUGUAGAAAUAGAACGAGAGAGCUGUGGUGAUGCAAAAAGACUAGCUAUGAACUGAAGUACUGAACCAUGCAACCACCAUCAUCAGGUUUCGCGGCAGAAACGAAGAGCGGCGAUGACCAGAAGGCGGAUACGGGCCUGACGACGGUGGUGAUUUUGGUGGUGAGGCCGAUCGACGACAAUAGCGAGGUGGUGGAAAUUGAAUCGGGGGAGGGAGAGCCUUGAUGACGAUGGCGAUUUCGAGGGUGUCGCGGCAGAAACGAGGGGCGGUGAUGACCAGAAGGCGGAUACGGGCGUGACGACGGUG